AAAGACAAUUUUGACAUUCUUCUAGAGGAGGAAUAAGAAGAGUUGAUUGCCGCAGCUUGUCUGUCUUUGUGUGUUUUGUCGUGAGAGAGAGAAGAUGGAGGAUUCAUCGGCGUCGUUUGUAGGCAACAGAUAUUGGGUGCUCCGACAUGGAAAGAGCAUUCCCAACGAGAGAGGCCUCGUCGUCUCUUCAAUGGAAAAUGGUGUGCUCCCAGAGUACCAGUUAUCCCCUGAUGGUGUCGCUCAGGCUCAGCUCGCUGGCCAAUCCUUCCUCAAGCAACUGGAGGAAAGUAAGAUAUCACUGGACAAGGUCCGCAUUUGCUACUCCCCCUUCUCUAGAACCACCCACACCGCUAAGGUUGUCGCUCAGGUCCUCAAUCUCCCUUUUGAUUCCCCUCAAUGCAAGAUGAUGGAAACUCUGCGAGAACGCUACUUUGGACCUACAUUUGAACUCAAGUCACAUGACAAGUAUCCGGAGAUAUGGGAUCUUGACGAGAAAGAUCCAUUCGUGGGACCAGAAGGAGGUGAAAGCGCUGACGAUGUUGUGUCCAGACUCGCCACUGCCAUGUUAUCCAUGGAAGCAGAGUUUCAAGGGUGUGCAAUUCUGGUGGUGAGCCACGGAGAUCCACUGCAGAUGUUGCAGAACAUAAUGCAUUCAGCAAAGCAACAUAGCGGAGGAGAUGGUGGUGGUUUAGCAGAGAGGAUUCAGAUGAGCAGAGUUGCUUCUGUCUUGUCACAGCACCGUAAGUUUGCUUUGCUCACUGGCGAACUCCGACCCCUCGUCUGAUUUUUUUUUUUGCUAACCAAACAAUAAAGUAUUCAAUUUUGGCUCUGUUGUGUUCCUAUCUCUGCCAAUGACAAUUCUUGCAAAACUUUUUAUUUGGAAUAAGCAAAGGUUUGGUAAUUUGGUAACA
This is a messenger RNA of Raphanus sativus (radish), 911 nucleotides long. RefSeq lists its product as uncharacterized. Lineage: Eukaryota; Viridiplantae; Streptophyta; Magnoliopsida; Brassicales; Brassicaceae. The record is from RefSeq and is a predicted model, not a curated record. The coding region runs from base 95 to 784 and encodes 229 amino acids. The transcript has 5 exons.